AAUUUUGUUCUAUAAAAUCUGCAUAAAAUCAAACAGGUGAAUAAAGCUUAGCGCGGGAUCGAUCCAAUCAGCGGUUUUCGAAGUCGCGAUAUGUCAGUCGUAGCAGAGAUAUAAUAUUGGCGGCUUAAGAAGGGCAGCCAAUUAGAAAAGUUGGUGAAUAUCGUCGGUCGGUACUUAGGCGCGUGUGUUUGUCGAGUGCAUAUAGGUGACGGUCGCGAAAUAUAGUCGCAGCCAUCUUAUAUUUUGUGUCGGAGAAAAACAAUUUGGCCGUACAAAUGUUUCGCGAUUGUCCGUGAAGCCGCUCGAGAACGGGAGGCGUGCGCUCGAUGAGGCGUGACGUUUUUCGACCCUAGCCCAAGACUACUACAUUAGCAAAGGUGGAUUGGUACGCGGGAUAUGAGCAGCUUGUCAAGCGCAACCUGACUCUGCUCCCCCAUCAAGAAGCAGCGCAGCAGCAGGAGCCACAAUCGCAACAGCUGGCUCAGCCGCAGCAGACCGACAUAAUGACAUCCAUGUUCGAACAACAAAUCAAAAGCGAGCCUAUGGGCUUCUAUUCUGUUGCUUCGAGUCGUUCGGAUGGUUCCAAUUCCAUGGUGAAUUUAUCCGAUGACAGAGAGGACCUUUCUCAGCAGGAAGGUCAUCUGCAGCCACAGCAACAAACGUCGCUACAAAUAAGCCAGCAACAGGGUCAGCAACAAACUCAGCAAAGUCAACAGGCACAGCAGGGACAACAAAGUCAAAGUGUGCAACAGGAGACUCCGAGCCGUCAGUCAACGGGACAACAAACUGUUAAAGAGGGUUCAAGGUCGAGACCACAGCCCUGCAAAGUAUGCGGCAAGGUGCUAUCUUCCGCUUCAUCGUAUUAUGUACAUAUGAAACUUCACUCGGGCAACAAACCAUAUCAUUGUACAGUAUGCGAAGCCAGUUUUUGCCGUAAACCAUAUUUAGAAGUGCACAUGAGGACGCAUACAGGAGAACGACCCUUCCAAUGCGAGCUGUGUUUGAAAAGGUUUACGCAGAAGAGUAGUCUCAAUACUCACAAGCGGGUGCACACUGGAGAAAGACCGUACGCCUGCGAUAUAUGUCAAAAACGUUUUGCAGUAAAGAGCUACGUGACGGCACACCGUUGGAGUCACGUCGCCGAAAAGCCUUUGGUGUGCGACAGAUGUUCUCUUACGUUCACGUCCAAGAGUCAGUUUGCAAUUCACAUUCGUACCCAUACUGCAAGUACAACGUACGAGUGCAACAUCUGUGGACGUACGUUUGUACGUGAUAGUUAUCUCAUACGACAUCAAAAUCGAGUACACCGUGAUAUGAAUCAAAGCAAUACAAAUCACAAUCCACCGACACCGCAGAGUACUGGUGGUGGUACGCCGGGCACAGGUUUCGAGAGCCCUGUUUGUGAUCUACGCUACAGUGAAGGACCGUCUUCGUUGGAUGGUUUGGCAGGUUCCAAAGGAGGCAUCGCAGCAGAGAUUGCAAGUCUAGCGAAGCAAAACAAUCUUCAACUUCCUCUACCGCUGCUACAUCCGCAGACCACCAACUAGUGUUUAGAUGGCAGUAUGUCUGAGUCCUUACCGCAACACCAGUCACCGCAGCAAGUAGUAUGUCCCACCUCGGCGUCUUCGCCAUUCACACUUAAUUCACCUGUGUCUCACGAGCACACACCAUCGCAGAGUGUCUACCAAACGACGGGCUCUUCCAGUUCCUUGGAUAGCCUCAACUCCCAACUCUACCCGCAAAUGUCAUCCCCUAUAGAAUCAUCAGAGUCGCAUCAUCAUUCGCAUCAACUGCAUCGCGGCAUUCCUCCACCAGGGCUUCACCCUGCACUAUAUUUGUACGCUCAGUACUCGAAUACGAGCCCUACGAUCUCGUACACCGAAUAUAUUCAACGCAACAAUUGAUAAUGCCAGUUUAUGCCAGCAAUGACGAUUUUUACCACGAACGUAGCGACGUCAGCGUUCUAACGCGGGCUCUUCGAUCGCGUGUCAUAUUUAAUGGUGCUGGUUGAACAAAGUGCCUAAAGAGCAUCCGCUUUCUGGAUCGCGAUGGAUGCUUAACCCCAAUCGUGGAUUGAUAAUACUAAACAAUUUUUACGCACCGAUCUUGUUUCAAUUUUUUAGAAAGGAACAGAAGAGAAUGGCAAAUCAAUUGUACAUUGAUUGCCAUUUUGCACGUAUUCGGUCACCCCUCGGUCCAUAUAAUGGAUCGCUACGUUGACGAGCGUAUAUUUUAACGAGAAUUAAACAGGGAUGGGCAAAAUUCUUAUCUGGAUGAAAAGUUCGAAUAACGAAUAAAAGAUGAAACACAUUUUUAUUCGUUACUCGUUUAAUCAAAAUUAGUAUUUAAAUUGUAGCAUGGAAGUAUUUCACGUUGGAUAGAUAAAGAUUUACGCUAUUCAAUCGAAUAAUUUUAUUCCAAUAAAAUUUUGCCUAUUUCUGAAAUUAAAUAGCACCGUUCGAAGGGACGUACUCGAGCAGCGAUCGAUGAUUCGCCUCGAUCGCUGAAUUUUCCUCGUUUUAUCGAUCUUCGUCGUGGUACAUCGAUGUUAGCAUAAACUAUCCCGAAUAACGUUUCUACACGAGUUUUCCAAGUUUCCGCACUUCUUGAUUUACCUCUUUUUCAAUCACAUUGCGAGUACAUAUACAUAUAUAUAUAUAUAUAUCUAUGUGUGUAUAUAUAUUAUGCGCGAACCAUUAUACGCAUAACAUAUUUAUAUUAUAUUUUUAAAGGAGUUUAGUCACUUGGAUCUGUGAUAUAGAUAGUAAUUAUUAUCUACAACGUUUAAACUAUUGGUUUACUAUUUUGAUGAUAUCAAAACGAGGAAAAAUAAGAAAGCAAUGUCACGGAGCGUAUGUAGCUGUCAGAAUUUAACGGACAUUGGUCUCUACCGAAGGUGUUUGGUAGACACCCUACUAUUACUUUUACAAACAAAACAAAAAUAAGAAUAUUACUAUUACUAACGCUGCUACUACUAUUAUUACUACAACACUAGUACUACUCUUACUAAUACUCUCACUAACAUUACCAUCACCACAACCACCACCACUGACAUUCUCCCAACUAUAUAUUAUUCUCGCUAUUAUUAUUAUCAUUAUUGCUACUACUAUAACUACUAUUAUUAUUAGAAAAAAACGCAAACGUUGCUUCAUUUUAGUAACGUCCAUAGCGCGUGUAUUGGGUAGGACCCGUGACGUAGUCACCAUGGCUUUUUUUUCAGCUUUGAUCUUAAGUUUGUUCUCUUGUCAUUUUCCUUCUCUCACGUUUCAUCUACUUCUUUCUUUCCUCAUUCUUCACCUUGCUUCAGUUCUUUCCCUACCCUUCGAGCCAGUGGCGCAACUACCAAUUCUGGGAUACUUUUAGGGGAAAGUUAACUCUAUCUUUUGAAUAUUAUAUAAUAUUAGAAAAUGGUAGAGGUAUUUUUAAUCGCGAAAGACGAACAACCAGUGAAAUUCGUAAAACAUUAUUUUACACAAUUUUACGGAACAAAACUUAUAUUUACCAACAACAACAACAACAAAAAAAAAAAAAAUGUGUGGAAUUAAAAAAAAAUAAUCAAAAAUGAUUUGAUAUAUUUGUUUUGUAGCUCUCGAAAUAAAAGAUUUCUCGUGGGAAAAUUAUGGGGCUUUUCCGUACUCGCUACUUAUUACAGAGUCUGUAAUUACGAAACGUAUACGAUUAAAAAAACAAUUAGAAAUUAAUCGAUAUACAUAUUUGCUUUUCGUUCGUAUCGAAAUCGGGACUCUUAUUGUGCAGCCUUAGUUACGCCACUGCUUCGUACUAAUUCUUCGUAGCUCACCGCGUACGUAUGUAUGUAUGUUACAUGAACGAUAGAAACGUUACGGUGUCGGUGUUCUUUUAUCGCGUAGGACAAUUACACGGCUUUGAAUCAGUUCCAUGGGUGUACUUACUUUUCACAUAUCGAAGUGUAUUGUACACACAGAUACAUAUUGUAUAUACGUAUACAUAUAUAUACGGAUGUAUUAUAAAAAAAAAAAAAAAAACGACGAGCGAAUGUGCAGAUCGUGUUAGUUCUAAGUACUAGGAGUGUAAUAGCAGGGCUGUUGAUCUUUUCCUUUUUUUUUUCCUUUUUUUUUUAACUACCGUUAGAGCUUAGUUUUAGCGAUUAUUAUUAUUAUUAUUAUUAUUAACGUUCUGAUUAAUACGAUUAUCACGAUUAUUGUUAAUCUUUUAUCACUAACUCCACGAAGCUUAGAUACAAGCGAGGGAACCAUGACAGCCGCGAAAAAGCUUUCGUUUCCUUCGGAAAUUUUUGCGUACGAUCCAGCGCGGUGUCUGUUCGUUUUCGACGAUAAAACGAAAAUAGAAGAUCGAUCGCGCGCGCGUUAAUAACGAAUCAAAACGCGACGGACGAACGUAGCGCGUGCGCGCUUCGAGUGUUUUCGAAUCAGCAGCGUAAUAGAGAUACGGCAAAAUUCGUAUACAAUUAAAAUAAAGAAGAAAAAAAAGAACAAAUGAAAAAACGCAAACUUUUGCAAUUUAAAUUAAACGAAACGAAAAUGUAACCGUUCGAUCGAAUUUAAUGUUUUUUCUUCUCAUCUGUUAUUCGAGUAAAAUUCUGCCCAUCUCCGACGGCGGGUAAAGCGGGUUCACGGUUCGAUUCGAAUAGAAACAGAACAAAAACAAGAAAAAAAAACAAAACACAAAACCAAGAAAAAAGAGAAAAUAUAUUCGCGCUAGCGUGCCUCGAACUUCCUUAUAUCGUAGAGAUCUGUUCCGACGGUCUUUUAGUCUUCGCAGAGAACAAAAGAAAAAAGAAAAAAAAAUAUAUAUAUAUAUAUUAUAUAUAUAUAUAUAUAUAUAUAUAAAAUAAAACGACGAACAAUUCUCUGCGCGCGUAUGCCUGAGGCUUUUGAUUUAAACGAGACGCGAAGUCACCGGGCCAAGACUGAUUUACUCGCAAAGGAUUGCGACACACAGAAAGAGGGGAAAACGAUAUUUGUUCUUUGUGUCAUUUGUUGAUGUUUUUGUUCGUAUUCGGUUACGCGUGGAACGUAUUGUUGCUUGCAUCCGUGAGGUGGAGAGGAAUAAAAGAAAAAGAAAAAAAGAAAAUAUUCCACGAUCGUAUCUUUCGCGCGUGAAAUGAAAAAGGCACGUUUCCCGUGUUUCGUUCGGAUAACUUAGGUGCAAUGAGAACAAGAAAAGCGACGUUCUUCAUGCUGGCUAGUCAUUGUACAGCUCUAUGAAAUAUUAAUUGUACUACAAUGCUGUGAUUUAAAGCCUCCGUGCAUAUGUUCGCGCAGCUCCUAAUUACAUAACGAUAUACAUAUUUUGUAGCUUGUUAUGAUUGUAAAUACAAUAGGUAGCUCGUAGGAAUACCUAAGAAGAAAACAAAACAAUUGUAGUUCCGAAUUGAUCGGUCGAUCCUUCGUUACGAUCUCUUUACUUCUUUUCUCUCUGUCCGACUUUUGUUUUUAAUUCUUUAUACUCUCUAGUUCUCUCGUCCCAUCUUUUCGCUUUCUAAUAAACCCCCUACUCCUCUCUUUAAUACUUAUUUCUGCGUUUCCUCGAUACAUAUGCGCUUUCACGGUGCUGGGCAAGCAAAUUCUUUCCAUCCGUGAAAAUAAAAGAGACCCUUUCUACUAAGAAACAAAAAAA
Molecule: messenger RNA, 5619 nt
Organism: Hylaeus anthracinus
Lineage: Eukaryota; Metazoa; Arthropoda; Insecta; Hymenoptera; Colletidae
Product: zinc finger protein 32-like
Exons: 2
Coding region: 504-1547 (347 amino acids)
Biological process (GO): regulation of transcription by RNA polymerase II
Cellular component (GO): chromosome
Molecular function (GO): chromatin insulator sequence binding
Source: RefSeq, a predicted model, not a curated record